AUGUUUAUCACUGGCAUGAUGUUAAAAAUCUGUGCACCAGUUCGUGAUGAACAAAUUCAAUCGCUCCGAAAUAUGACUGAACUUUCAAAAAUCUUCCAAAAAGUGUUGGAAAUUCUGGACUUGAUGAGGCUAGAUCUUGCGAAUUAUCGUCUGAAAGCACUUAGACCUUAUCUGAAAGAACAUGCAGUUGAUUAUGAAAGACGUAUAUUUGAACAAGCUCUAAAAUCAAAUCGGUUUAGUCUUGAGCGAACAAAGGCUUGGCUACAACCAACCGUUGAUUCACUUCUUUGCACAGUCGCUGAGCCUAACCCUAAAAAUGAUUUGUUGCCAAAUCAACAUGAUCAUGGUAUUAAAUUUGCUCAAGUUUAUAAUGAAGCUCUAGUCUCGUAUAUUUUCCAGCAAGUAUUAAUUGACAAAAACAAUUGUCCUGAAACUUUCUUGUUGGAUUUGGAAAGACUUUGGAAUUUCCAGAAUGAAGGACAAGCAAUCACAAUUGCAGCAGCAUUGCUAAUGUUAACCAAGAACAUUGCUAAUGGUUCCUCUGCCAACUCAAUUAAUGGGGAGAAACUCGAGACAUUGAAGAAUAAUCUUUUUGUUUUGUUGAUGGAUCAUAGCACGAAAAUAGACAAUUUGACAACUGAAAUUUUAUCACAUUAUCCACCGACUAUUUCAUUUGAAACCCAAUCACUUAUCAAAUCCAUGGUUUCUAAAACUCUUUCCCAGUCAGAUAAAGUUUUCUCACUUCUUUCACGUAAAAUCCAAACUAAUAUUAAUUUAAAAGUUCCCGAAAUAAUAAUUAAAAAAUGGGAAAAUCAAUUUCAAUUGGUGGCAAGUUAG
Entrophospora sp. SA101 is the source of this 837-nucleotide messenger RNA. The record is from the annotation of a GenBank genome assembly. NCBI's taxonomy places the organism in Eukaryota, Fungi, Glomeromycota, Glomeromycetes, Entrophosporales, Entrophosporaceae.